AUGGUACGUCCCGCUGUUCGCGCCACCUCCCAUCGCCUCCUCGACCCGCCCAAGAUCAAAACGAUGCACCGGUCCCUCGAGGACCACCUCCCGACGUCGUCGACCUCGAACGCCCCCGUCUCGCGCAACCUCGACCCUGCCUUGCACCCUUUCGCCCGCACGCGAGAGUAUACUCGAGCUGUGACGGCUGCCAAGCUUGAGCGCAUGUUCGCCAAGCCGUUCGUCGCGUCGCUUGAAGGACACGGAGACGGGAUUUACUGCCUCACGAAGGACGAGGCGGGAGGACUGGGACGAGUUGCGAGCGGAAGCGGUGACGGCGAGGUGCGCGUGUGGGAUCUGGGAGCGCAGAGGACCGUGUGGAACGUCGAGGGCGCCCACAGGGGCAUGAUCAAGGGCGUCGCUUUCUCGCACCCCAUGGUCGGCGAGGAGGGACGGGUCGAGAAGAAGGUUGGAGCGGGCGAGAGGGGCAUCAAGCGGAAACGGACAGAGGUUGGGUACAAGGGAAAGGGACGGGCCGGCUUGGAGGACGAGCUGGAUGACGAGGAGUAUGAGGAUGGGCUCGCCAAUCUCGACGCGACCGAGGCGAGGGGCAGCCCGCGAGUCUUGACAUGCGGUGUUGACAAGACGGUCAAGCUGUGGGAUGUCAAGGGCGCGAGCGGGAAGGGCGCAAGACCUUUGCAAACUUUCACCGGCAAAUCCGGCUUCCACUCCAUCUCCCACCACCGCUACGACCCUAUCUUCGCAACAGGCUCGACGCAGAUCGAGAUCUGGGACGAAACGAAGACCGCCCCUCUCUCGACGCUCAAAUUCCACACGACGUCGAACUCGUCGUCGGGCGAACACGUCGCUUGCGUGGCAUUCAACAAGAGCGAGACGAGCGUGUUGGCGAGCAGUGGGAGUGAUCGGACUGUGUGCCUGUAUGACUUGCGGAGUGGGAAGGCGCUGGGACGGGUAGCGAUGCAGAUGCGCGUCAACCAGCUCGUUUUCAACCCUCUGCAACCUCCCGUCCUCCUUUGCGCCUCGGAAGACCACAACCUCUACACUUUCGACAUCCGAAACCUCAGCACGACGACCUCGGUCUACAAGGGUCACGUUGGAGCGGUCAUGUCGUGCGAUUGGUCGCCUACGGGUCGCGAGUUCGUCUCGGCUUCCUACGACCGAACACUUCGGCUGUGGAAGCAGGGCGAGGGCAAAAGUCGGGAUACGUACCACACGAAGCGGAUGCAGCGCGUCUUCUCCACCCUCUACACACUCGACUCCCGCUUCGUCCUUUCCGGCUCAGACGACGCCAACCUGCGCAUCUGGAAAGCGCGCGCAUCCGAGAAGCUCGGCGUCGUCGACAAGCGCGAGCAGGUCCGUAAGGAGUACAGGGAUGGGCUCAGGGAGAAGUGGGGAACUGUUGCGGAUGUUGCGAAGAUCGAGAGGACCCGCUACCUGCCAAAGCCGAUCCACAAGGCGGCGUCGACAAAGCGCGAGAUGGUCGACGCGCAGCGCAACAAGCAGGAGCACCGUCUCAAGCACGCUCCCAAGGGCGUCGACCCCGAGCUGCUCAAGCCGACGGCCGCCAGGAAGGCCGCCAUCCAGCAGGUCGAACAGUAG
Rhodotorula toruloides NP11 is the source of this 1599-nucleotide messenger RNA. RefSeq names its product WD repeat and SOF domain-containing protein 1, WDSOF1. Gene Ontology annotation, molecular function: protein binding. The transcript has 8 exons. Gene Ontology annotation, cellular component: small-subunit processome; nucleolus. Bases 1 to 1599 code for a protein of 532 amino acids. Lineage: Eukaryota; Fungi; Basidiomycota; Microbotryomycetes; Sporidiobolales; Sporidiobolaceae. The record is from RefSeq and is a predicted model, not a curated record. Gene Ontology annotation, biological process: maturation of SSU-rRNA from tricistronic rRNA transcript (SSU-rRNA, 5.8S rRNA, LSU-rRNA).